Myripristis murdjan (pinecone soldierfish) is the source of this 7419-nucleotide messenger RNA. Its product is annotated as oxysterol-binding protein-related protein 2-like. Gene Ontology annotation, molecular function: cholesterol binding. Gene Ontology annotation, cellular component: perinuclear endoplasmic reticulum; plasma membrane; cytosol. NCBI's taxonomy places the organism in Eukaryota, Metazoa, Chordata, Actinopteri, Holocentriformes, Holocentridae. The transcript has 14 exons. Bases 450 to 1865 code for a protein of 471 amino acids. The record is from RefSeq and is a predicted model, not a curated record.
UCUCUCUCUCGCUCUCAUUCGUUCUCCCUGUGGCUUUGGAUGUUUUUUUUUUCGGUCCUCAGAGGAUUGCACAGAGUCACGUCGCUAGGCUCGUAUCUGCACUCUGGACCUAUGAAUGGAGCAAACUAAUGGAGUACUCGUCACUCAAGGAAGCCAAAGAAGCACAACGUGAAAUCUGAAAUUGCAUCAGCUUCCCAGCGGCUGUCGAUCGACCAAACUGUGCGCUCGCCCUGACUGACAUUUCGUUACACCAACGCUGGUCGAACCCACCGUUGAUCAGUGGGAUAUUGAGCUCAGGACGUUCUGUUGACAUUGGAGGAUCGUCCGGCUCUUCGGUGACGUUUGGAGGGACCUCGAUCGACAGGUCUCCCUCCAGAGGAGCGUUGAGGUGAACACCACCAACAGGAACAUGUACUAGAAGCUGUAGAUCUGUCCUAAACGACCGGAAGAUGAGCAAUGAGGAUGAGUUCUUUGACGCCGUCACAGGCCUGGAUUCAGACGAGUCGUACGAAGGCGUGUCGGAGGCCAGUUUUAAAGAUGCCCUGUUUGACGGCAGCAGUCAGAAGAACAACGGAUCCGUGCCACAGGAGAACGGCAUCAAGAAACACAGGAUGUCGUUACCUGCCCCGAUGUUCUCCAGAAACACAGUCAGUAUCUGGGGCAUCCUGAAGAAAUGCAUCGGACUGGAGCUGUCUAAGAUCACCAUGCCCAUCGCCUUCAACGAGCCUCUGAGCUUCCUGCAGAGAAUCACAGAAUACAUGGAACACACUUACCUCAUCAACAGAGCUUGCUCGCUGUCCGAUUCCAUAGAGCGCAUGCAGGCAGUAGCUGCUUUCGCUGUGUCAGCAGUGGCGUCUCAGUGGGACAGAACUGGAAAACCCUUUAACCCUCUGCUGGGAGAGACCUACGAGCUUAUCAGAGAGGAACAGGGUUUCAGGCUAGUAUCAGAGCAGGUUUCCCAUCAUCCCCCUGUCAGUGCCUUCCACGCAGAGAGCCUGGUCGGGGACUUCGUCUUCCACGGCUCCAUCUACCCGAAACUCAAGUUCUGGGGCAAAAGUGUCGAAGCUGAGCCGAAAGGGACCAUCACGCUAGAGCUGCUCAAGCAUAACGAGGUGUAUACAUGGAGUAAUCCUUUCUGCUGCGUCCACAAUAUAAUCCUGGGCAAACUGUGGAUAGAGCAGUACGGCACAGUGGAAAUUCUCAACCACAGUACUGGAGACAAGUGUGUGUUGAACUUCAAGCCCUGUGGGAUGUUUGGCAAAGAGCUGCACAGAGUGGAGGGAUACAUCCAGGACAAGAGUAAAAAGAAGCUCUCUGUCAUCUAUGGGAAGUGGACAGAGUGCAUAUGGAGUGUUGACCCUCAGGCCUACGAGGCCAACAAGAAGGCGGAGAAGAAAGGAGACAACAAGAAGCACAAACAGGAGGAGCCGGACGGAGCGGAGAACGACGAUGCAGAUGACAUGCCGGAGGUGCAGGAGACGGUCUCUGUCGUACCAGGAAGCACUCUGCUGUGGAGGAUAGCCUCCAGACCGGCCCACUCCGCCACGAUGUAUAACUUCACCAGCUUUGCCAUGUCUCUGAACGAGCUGGAGCCCGGCAUGGAGGCCCUCCUGGCACCCACCGACUGCCGCCUCAGGCCUGACAUCAGAGCCAUGGAGAACGGCAACAUGGAGGAGGCCAGCCAAGAGAAGGAGAGGCUGGAGGAGAAACAGAGAGCCGCCCGAAAGGAGAGAGCCAAGAAUGACGAGGAGUGGUCUACAAGGUGGUUCCAGAUGGGCAUGAAUCCCUACACCGGCUCGCAGGACUGGCUCUACACUGGCGGCUACUUCAAUAGGAACUACACAGAUCUACCCAAUAUCUACUGAUAGCCUACUAGCCUUCAUCCUCCUCCUCUUCCUCCUCUGUAAUCUACCCGGGGUGGAUCCCAGAGACAUGUAAAGGAUCCGCACGCCCACCGUCGCUCCCAUCUCGUCCUCCUCCUCUUCCUCAGUGCACCACAGCGGCCUGCUAGCCUUCAUCAUCCUCUGCCUUCUCUUUAAGCUGCAUUACAAAGUGUAAAGGACCAUCAUCUUCCUCCUCCUCAGAGGCCCGACACUACCCUCACUCCAGUCCUACUACUCCUGCUCCUCUUCCUCGUGCAAACAGCUGCAGAAGUCCGCUUCAUUUUAGCUGACCCGGUUGGCCUUCAUCUUAUCUUCAGCAGAAGCCGUCAUCAUCAUCAUCAUCAUCAGUGACGUUCUUUUCUGUGAUUUCAACACUUAAAGACCAGCAGAAGGCUCCCUCCUCACCUCUCUUUCCUGGCAUCAAUUAGAGCACAAAACUCAUUCUGCCUUCCCUCAUGACUCCCACAGACAUCACUAUCAAAGCUCCAGCCCUGUGAAUUUUGUUUUGUUUUCCCCUCUACUCGUUCGUUUAAUCAGAUUUGACCUGUGAUUCAGGCGUUUGGCACAGUUUCCUUGAGGGCUGCUUUCCUGAAAUCACCAGCGUUUCCAUCUUGAUAACGUCUCACCCAGUAAUGCGUUUCAGUCCAAAGCCCACAUUGUUCCUGACCAAUCACAGAGACUCUUUACUCCCCAUGUAAACACAAGGUAACAGCCUCCAGUCUCCUAAACUCCAAAAUGAAUGUUUAACGCCUUACAAUCAAAGAGGACCCCCUUGCUUGGCCCCUGAAUGGUGAACUGUAGACAGUUAUGCGGUGGUUACUGAAUUAAAAAUGAGAGGACAACAAAAUUAAGAAUUUCACGGGGUUGGGUGCAGACAAAAUUAUCACAGGGGUGGAUUUAUGGACAUGGGCGGACACCCAGUCAAUGGGGAAAUCAGGGAUGUGAACGCUCCUUUGACUGAAGACGGAUCAUGAGGAUAUUUUUUAGUUUUUCUUUUUUCGGGGACUUGAUUAAGGCACAAAAACACAAGGAGACGUGGGUGUGGAUGACACAGUGGUCUUCAAGGAACAAAAUUAUACUUAAAUGUUACACUGGUCAAGACAAAUCUCCCAUUUACAUGAGCUCAGUGUUGUUCAUGCGUCAUUACCCCUCAAACAUAAGAGCUAUCUAUCGUCACUCUUCUGGCAUCAUCAUUACACUUCUGAUUAAUGUUAUAUUUCAAAUAAGGUUAAGACACUUGCUAGAAAAUAACUGUUUCCUCGACAGCAGGUGGGAAUGUUUGGCUUGUGCGGAAUGAGCGCCGGGAGCAGAAACGUUUUUUUUUUUUUUUUUUUUUUUGCUUGUGCAGGAAGAAAUUCUUCUCCUUAUUAAUGGAAAUCGCUGCUCCAAAGCUCCACCUCAAAAUUUGACACUCGGCCUGUAGCUUCUGUACAUGUUUGUAAUAGUCGUUUUAUUUCCUGGAGACAUGAACGAUCAACAACCCGCAGUGCUUCUAAUGUGAAUCCGCUUCACCGGGGUUUCUAAAAUUUUCAUAACUCAAGUGACGAGAGAAGUUUCAACACACUCCUCCACUUGCCAUGUGGCAGCCCAACACAAGUACACCCAGUUUACGUUUUGACCCACAGAAAUGCCCGAAUGAACAUCCAUCCAAGCCUUUCGCUCUAUAACCGGCUCUAAACACAGGCGAGACAAACAACAGAACACAACAUUUGUUUUUUUCUCUCUCCUUUGGGUCAAACGUGAUCCUUUUAUGGCCACCAAAACAGAGAUAAUAACAUGGAACUUUGAUCAUUUUAAAGGAAAAAUUUCUUUCCACUUGUCCUGCUUCACGUAGAGGUCAGAGGUCAAAACAGCGCCUCCAGAGCUGGAAGGGCUUCUGUGUAUUCACUGUGCCACCCGUCUUUUUUUUCCCAUGAGAAAAUCAGAUUUAUUGCACAUGGAGUUAAAAUCAGAUGUUGUGUUCUGGUGUAAAUGUGAACCUGGACAGCCGCUUUGCCUCGUAAAGAGUUACAGCUCAGUUCUCUGCAAACGUAUCCCUGAAUUUUACCAUUUGAAGGCCUAAAGGCGCUUAAUAAGUAAUGAAAGGAAUAUUAGGUAACAGAUGAGUGUAUGUGGGUGUGCGUGUAUGUGUGUAUGUAUACCCACACUUAGAUGCACAUGUGCACAUUUGUUGCAUUAAUGAGUGUAGAAAUAUGUACAGACUCUGAAAGCCAUAUUAACCACAGGAGAGAGUGGAUUUUCUCUGUGAAUGAGAAGAAAUGUGAACUGACAAGAUUUCAUUAUUAUAGCUGCCGUCAUUACAGCAUGAUUUUAAAAAGAAAAAGAAAGAAAAAAAAAAGCAUUAUCCAUGGCGAUGUAAAAAAUAAUGUAACAUGCAACAUUAGGCUGUGAUGGAGGUUAGAGCUUCGUUUUAUUUUUGCCAUCAACAUCUAGAAGUGUUUCAUUCCCAAGUGAGAUCCCCACCGUUUGAAUUUAAAAAGUGACACCUGCUCUCAUUAAGAAUGUCAGAAAAAAAAAAAAAAAGAAAAGAAAAAAAUACAGCCAGAAAGUAUCCGGCUGACAGAAUGUAUAAUGGUUUGACAGAUAGAAAAAAAAAAAAGUGAAAUAGUAUUUUGGAGUUGAAGUCUGUCUGUACAGUAGCUCACAACUCAAUGAGACGUUCCACACUGUAGCUUCCGCACUUGUUUUAUGUGUUGUGGCGCAAAAUUGUGUUUUCACCUUCCACUACUUGUAAGUCAUAAUGUAAAACAUCACUAUUUGUAAUUAAGCUCCACUGGCCUCAUGAUGCUACUUUUUAAAUAGUGCACUCCAGUAUUUUACCUUCAUUUUUAUCCCAUCAGGACUCGAUUAACACCUUGAGUUUAAAUCCACAGGCAGAUAAAUUCUGUUUCCACACCAAGUCGCAUGUUAACACGUAGAAACAAACCUGGGAGGACGAUACCUUUCCUAAACCAAUCAUUUCCUCACAAGAGGAGCUCGCAUAAAGAUAUAAAUUGUGAUAAAUGUUAAACAUAGCAACAGAUAUUACAAUAACUUACCAAAAUGAAGCAGAGUCCUGUUAAAUGAGUUGAAAGGCUGGAGAUUUAAUGGAUCACAGCGUCAGUGACAUCACAUUAUUAACAAUUAUUACUUUAUAAUGUGAUACGAUAUUAUUAUUGUGUCAUUAUUGUGUCACUCAGUACCUCAGCAGUUGAAAAAUAACACCUCAGUGCUGUGGCAUAAUUAAAUACUCUGCAUCAGUCAUAUAGUGUUACACCCCUUAUGAAAUCAUAAUUGCAGCAAUGUUGCAGUGAUGUCGAAUGUCAACCAGGGAUGUUUUUCUUCCGUUCCCUGAUCCAGCAGUUACUGACAUGGAGAUGUGAUGUGUUUAAGAUUCAAAUGAGGAAAAGGAUCCGUGUCUCUGUAUGAAUAAAGUCAGACGGGAGAAAUUUACACCUGUAGUGACUUGGACACGGUCAUGUAAGCAUCUGCCAUCGAGGCUGAGAUUUUAACUCCAGGUGAAAAUGGGGCUUCGUCAUUCCAAAAAAAAAAAAAGAAAAAAAGAGAUUUCUCCUUUAGCUGCUCAGACGUUAAAACACAUCCACAUGUCGAGAGCAUGCAGCUUCUUCAUACUGUAAAGUUUCCACCACUGUACUCCUCCUCCUCCUCCCCUGCUGACCAACGUGUGCCGGUGAAAAUGUGGCUUUGUGCUCUUGGGUUUAGAGGUUUUGAAAGAUGAUUUUUUGAUAUCCAUAUCCUGCAUGACCCAGGGUGCAGAUGGUAGAAAGACAAAACUCAUGUAGAUUGAUAUUUGUGGAGUCACAGCCAUCUGGCAUUUGUUGACUGGCCUAACACAAAUUAUUUUAUUAUUUUUUUUAUUUUUUACUCUUUUUUAAAAAAAUUUAAUUUUAUUAUUUAUUCAAUAAUUUUAUUUUUUAAUUUUGUUUAAUUUUUUUUCUCUUUGUGGGUUGAUGCUGCAAACGGGGUGUCUUUAUUGCAUGGAAUGUCAAAAAAAAAAAAAAAAAAGUUUCACAGUUUCCUUUUCCUGUUUUGAUUUGUUUCAUAUCAGUUUUUGUUUUGUUGCUGAUCACAUCCCUGCAGGUUUUCAUGUCUCCUCUCUGCGAGUUUGCAUUUGAAAUCAGAUGCAGAAAAAAAAGCCACAUUUUCACCCUCGGGGGCUGUGACGUGUUUUAUUUUAUAUUAUUUUUUCCCACAACAUGAGAAUCAAAUCUAUGCAACCUGCCAGCCGCGGCGCCGUCGUUGCGUUGUUUGUCCACUAGUCAGCGCACAGAAGAGAAACACAUGAUCCUGACGAGUCUGUGACUCUGCCUCAGUGUCACUCCACUUCCUGUAGUUUGUAAUGAAAGAAAAAAGAGAACAGGAGGGAAAAAAAAACAAAACAAAACUUGAGGAGAAUGUCAAUUAGGCCGAAGAGCCCCGUCCCCUUGCCCCCCCGCCUCUCCUUGCUUUAGCCCGCCCCGUCUCGGCGUGGCGGCGAUGCCUUAGCGAGUGUGUUGCGACGUUCCCGACGCUCGUUACGACCUGUGGCGAGUGAAACAGCGAGUCGACCCGCCUUGAACCGCAAACAACUUUUACUCCACAUUUGUAUCUUUAUGUUUUUCAUUUUUCAUGUCAUGUUUAGUGCCUGCAGUUAAGUCCCUUUACUUUUAAAAAAAAAAAAAUUCCUCUGUAUUAUUUAAAAUGUUUUAGGUUUUAUGAAAGAUGUUUUUGUCAGAUGUGUUUUGGUUACAUAGCUCUUUGUUUUUUCUUUUUCUGUUCUGUUUUACUUAUUUACAAAUCUGAACUGGUUUAUAGACAAAUGUCGUCAGGGCUUGAAAUUAACUUUUUGGUCACCGGCUCGAAAACACUUGGACAUUUUGUCUGUUUUUUCAAGUAAAAUUGGCGAGUAAAAUCCUGAAUUCAUCGGUUACUGUAGAUUUAGCAAGGAAAUCCGUUUGUAGCCGACCUGCAUUCAACCAGUCGUCACCGUUCUUUAAAAAAAAAAAAAAAAGCUAAAAAUUGGCAAGUGAAGCUCUUAAUUCUCCCAUCAGCUGUGGUUGAAUGAGGCAAAAAAAAAAAAAAAAAGACUUUGAAAGUGUUCACUUAGUUUGUUUUUCUCUCUUACUAUUUCUCUCUGCUAGCCGCUGUCGGAUGGUGCGAAAAGUUACUUUCAAGCCCCGAGCGUUUGGGUUUUUGUGUUUGUCUGUUUCUUUUAAACGUCUGUAAAAAAAAAAUUAAAAAUGUAAAUGACAUAAAAAUCAAUCACACAAACUCAAACUGACACAGAAUCACGGUGGGAAAUGAACACCAGCCGGCAGCUAAAAACACCAGUAAAUAAUAAUUUUCUGGUAAAUUUGGGCUGCGGUUGGAGAGAUCGCUCACUCCACGAGACGGUAAACCGGUCCAAGCGGCCGGUAAACCGCACAACAAAUAGGUGACUUUCCCGCGCUAACACUGCUCCUCACCACUUACACCACUAAAGCCCCGGCAUCUGAAUAUAAUUAGGUUUUUUGUUGCUUUGAGUGUUUGGUUAUUUCUACACGCACACACACACACA